Messenger RNA from Prorocentrum cordatum, 1017 nucleotides. The record is from the annotation of a GenBank genome assembly. NCBI's taxonomy places the organism in Eukaryota, Dinophyceae, Prorocentrales, Prorocentraceae.
AUGGCGGUGUCCAAGCCCUCGAGCCCGCAUGUGACCGAGGACAGCCAAGUCAUCGCCCUGCUCGAGCAGAACAACAAGCUCCUCAAAGGAUUUACCAAGCUCCUCGAGGAGCAGAGCAAGCUUGCCGACUUGCAGAACCAGAGCCUCGCGUACAUCGCCGAGAAGGCGGGGUGCGCCGAGAUGCGCCAAUGCCUCGCCAGCGGCGAGGCAACCGACGCUUCGAGAAUGUUGGGGAUGUGGUGUCGAGGGAGUUCCGCGCUGUGCCGCGAGAACAUUCGAGGCGCCGCGUUGGCGAGUGCCCUCAAGAAUGGGAGCCCCGAGGGGAUCAAGUACGAGGGCAUCUUCCGAGGCAGGGGUCGGCGCCGAAGCGAGCUCUUCUGCGCGAUCUUCUUCAAGGCGCACAUCGAGCGGAGCGGCGAGACGACCAACGCCUUCGACGACGCAGACAAGAGCGCCAAGACGCACGACGCCAUGGUCGGCGAGAAGGUCGAGAUGAUGCCCAAGGGGCCCGCGACCGACAUUGUCAGGCGAGCGUUCGGCGAGGUCCCCGCAGAUCUGCAAGCGCCGUGCGAGAUCAUGCUCCCAGUGAACAAGCAGUGCAAGCCCAUCUUGUCGAGCGACAGCGACGAGCCAGACGAGGACACGCGCGCGUUCGACACGGUCGCCUCCGUGCCCGAGGCGGCCAAGCCAUACUUCGAGAAGUUCCAGGCAAACAGCAUCGCGAACUACGAGAACGAGCGCAUCCUCGUGACCGAGGGGAUCGUCGCUUGGUGCUGGCAAAUCGCCGGGUUUGCCAAGAAGCGCCACGAGCUCGAUCAACACGGGUACUUCAUCAAGCGCGCCAAGAUGGACGAGGACGCCAAGUACCAGAGGAAGCUCGAGUACGAGAAGAAUUUCUUCGACAUCUACGUCCAGCAGAAGUUUCCGAGCUACUACAAUAUCAUCGAGGAGUACAAGGAUAUGUGCGACGAGAAGAAGCGCAAGCAGGAGCUCAAGACGUCCGAGGCGCAGGCUUGA